AUGGAAAUAGAACCUAACCCAGGAUACCAGAUUCCCGUACCUGCCUUCGACCCAAACAAAAUCCCUAGAGUCCCAGCAUCCCAUCCUCCAGAUUAUGACCCAUGGGAAGACGAUCAUAGGGAUUAUCGAGAACUUUACCCACAGGAGGAGCCCAUACAAAACCUAGUAGCACCCUAUCCUAACCUUGACCCUCUAGAUCCAUAUUGGGAUAACGACCAGUAUAUGCGGGAAAUCCUAGAGAACCCAUACCCAUAUGAAGAACCGAUGCCCCAGUACCCUGACCCAAUACCAGCACCAGCACCACCCAUGAGUACCGAGAACGUGCAGGAACUCCGCACUUUUGGUGAGGAGUUAUUAGAUGAAUGUGAAAGAAUAAGAUCAUCAAUGGAAAAAAAAUCGAAAAACGUAACAUUUAUAUUAAAGUCAAGGGAUGAAGGGUCAUUAAGAAUGUCGAACGCAACGGACGCAAAGGAAGACGAAUAUUUGAAUGUUAAACAAAAAGAUCAACGAUGGAAAAAACGAAAAAGGGUGACACCUAACAUGUAUGGAAACCUAGUUGCAAACGCUGCUGCUGGUAUUGCUGGCAGUACAGGGGUCAUGCCUGGAGGUAAUGUUGGCACGGAGUACGCGAUCUUUGAACAAGGUGCAUCAGCCGGGAAUGUUGGGAAACCAUCAAUGGUUGAGAAAAAGAGAGCACACCCAGUGGCUCUGCUUCUUUCAUCAGCCAUGAUGAUGAGAUAUCUUCAGCUUCCUAAUUAUGCAGAUCGUUUAUAA
Molecule: messenger RNA, 774 nt
Organism: Helianthus annuus (common sunflower)
Lineage: Eukaryota; Viridiplantae; Streptophyta; Magnoliopsida; Asterales; Asteraceae
Exons: 5
Coding region: 1-774 (257 amino acids)
Biological process (GO): isocitrate metabolic process; tricarboxylic acid cycle
Cellular component (GO): mitochondrion
Molecular function (GO): isocitrate dehydrogenase (NAD+) activity
Source: RefSeq, a predicted model, not a curated record